AUGCACACCUUUAUCUUGAUUCAAGGAUUUAAAGGUGGGGUUCUGAAUGCCUGCCGAUUGAAGAAUGAGCGGACGUCUCAGCCAUGCCUUGUAGUGGUUAAGGAAAUUUUGGUCAAAACUCAGCAAAAAGUUGGGUACCAGUUAUUUGCUUGCAUUGUAGUGGUUCUGAUUCAUGAUGCCGAGGCAUAUACGUACGACGAAGAGGUGAUUAAGAAAGCUGAAUCAAUGGGUAAACCAGGCCUUGUAGAAAUCCGUGCGAAGGAAGAUAGUUUUAUUUUUACUGUUGAGUCAACCGGUGCUAUUAAAGCUUCUCAAUUGCUUCUCAAUGCAAUAGACGUGCUGAAGCAGAAGUUGGAUGCAGUUCGCUUGUCGGCUGAUACUGUGGAAGCCGAUGAACAGUUUGGAGAAUUGGGUGCACACAUGCGCGGAGGAUGA
Messenger RNA from Fraxinus pennsylvanica, 435 nucleotides. Lineage: Eukaryota; Viridiplantae; Streptophyta; Magnoliopsida; Lamiales; Oleaceae. The record is from the annotation of a GenBank genome assembly.